GCGGCGGCGGCGAUGAAGGGCCGUCAGAGAGGAUGCCCUCGCCUCACCCUCUGGGCUCCAACUUCACGGAGAACUAUCGGCUCCGCAGCCCCCGCGCCCGCCCUGCCUCUCCCGGCCGCGCGUCCAACUUAAUGCCCCAGCAGGAGCCUCAGACAGCAGACCCUCCGGCCCCCGGCCUCCUCCUCUCCGCGCAGCAGCCUGGGCUCCCGACGGCCUCCCGCUGCCGGCGGAGCCCCUGGCCCCGGCGCGCGUGGGUCCCGCGGCGCCCGGGGUGGCGGCAGCGCGGUAUGCGGCGGCCCCGCACACCAUGAGACACGGCACCGCCACCGGCACCAGUGGCAGGCAGGAGGCGGAAAGCAUCCCCGGCUCCUCAUCAGCGAAGAAGAGUUUACCGGCUCCCGAGGCCGGCCUCCUGCGCUGCUGGAGCAGCGGCGGCCGCUGCCGCAGCGGCACCGGCAAGCACCGGAAAAGCGGCGGCAUCCAGCCCAGUGGCACAGGCACCGACACCGCCGGCGCCACCGGCACCGGCACUAGCGGCGGCUCCCGCGCCCAGGUGGCCACCGCGGACAGCAGCAGCAGCAGCAGCAGCAGCGGCGGCGGCGGCGGCGGCGGCAGCGGCUGGGGCUUUCCCGCCGCGCUCCCGCAGCACCGGCACCCCAGAAAAAACUGCUUAGACAAUCUAAUGGAUGAAGAUGAGAAAGACAGGGCAAAGAGGGCUUCCCGUAACAAGUCUGAGAAGAAAAGGCGCGAUCAGUUCAAUAUUCUUAUCAAAGAGCUCAGCUCCAUGCUUCCAGGCAACACCCGCAAAAUGGACAAAACUACUGUGCUGGAAAAAGUCAUUGGCUUUCUGCAGAAACACAAUGAAGUCUCAGCACAGACGGAGAUUUCUGAAAUUCAACAGGACUGGAAGCCUUCGUUUCUCAGCAAUGAAGAAUUCACUCAGCUGAUGUUGGAGGCAUUAGAUGGCUUCAUUAUAGCAGUAACCACCGGUGGAAGCAUCAUCUAUGUGUCUGACAGCAUCACACCUCUUCUAGGGCAUUUACCGUGUGAUGUCUUGGAUCAGAAUUUGUUAAAUUUCCUCCCAGAACAAGAACAUUCAGAAAUUUAUAAGAUGUUAUCUUCUUGUAUGCUUAUGACUGAUUCUGCCUCAUCAGAUUACCUAAAAACUGACAACGAACUAGAGUUUUAUUGUCAUCUUCUGAGAGGAAGUUUGAACCCAAAGGAAUUUCCAACAUAUGAAUACAUAAAAUUUGUAGGAAAUUUUCGAUCUUACAGCAAUGUGCCUAACUCCACUUGCAAUGGCUUUGACGAGGCUGUCCCAAGGGCUUACAGAACAACCCCGGGAAAGCAGAUCUGCUUUGUUGCGACUGUUCGUUUGGCAACACCUCAGUUCCUAAAGGAGAUGUGCAUCAUAGAAGAACCUCUAGAAGAAUUCACAUCAAGGCACAGUCUGGAGUGGAAAUUUUUAUUUCUGGAUCACAGAGCACCACCAAUUAUAGGAUACUUGCCUUUUGAAGUGCUGGGUACUUCUGGCUACGACUAUUACCAUAUAGACGACCUAGAGCUGCUAGCAAGGUGCCAUGAACAUUUGAUGCAGUUUGGCAAAGGGAAGUCGUGCUGCUAUCGGUUUCUGACCAAAGGACAGCAGUGGAUCUGGCUUCAGACCCAUUACUAUAUCACCUACCACCAGUGGAACUCCAAGCCAGAGUUCAUUGUGUGCACACACAUGGUGGUAAGUUAUGCAGAUGUUCGGGUGGAGAGGAGACAGGAGAUGGGCUUGGUAGAAGUGUCCUCAGAGGUCGUGUCCUCAGCACUAAAGGACAGCAGUGCCAGCUUGGAUCCUGAACAGCACUUUAAUGCACUUGAUAUUGGUGCCUCAAUCCUCAACGCUAGUCGGACACCCUCAGUGUCAUCCAGGAGCUCACCAAAAUCUUCCCACACACCCAAGUCAGAUCCAGCAUCUACACCAACAAAGCUGAUUGCAGAGUCCAACACUCCCUUGCCAAGAACACCAAGCACGCAGCAGGAUUUAUCUGUGCAUAGACUCAGUCAACCUGCUACUCUUCAGGUUUCUUUGCCUUCUCAUGCUCCAUGCGAGCUUCUCCCACAGCAGGUGCUGCCUCAGGCAACUCUGCAAAAUCAGACUGCACCUCUGGCACAGUUCUCAGCACAGUUCAGCAUGUUUCAGACCAUCAAGGACCAGCUAGAGCAGCGGACCCGGAUCCUGCAAGCUAACAUCCGGUGGCAGCAGGAGGAGCUCCAGAAGAUACAAGAACAGCUCUGCCUGGUCCAGGACUCCAGCGUACAGAUGUUCUUACAGCAGCCACCGGUGCCCAUGAGCUUCAGCAAUUCUCAGCAGACAGAGUCACAACAGCUACAGCAGAGGUCAGGGGUUAUUUCUCAGCAGCAGCUUGUACCAAGUCCUCAGCUUCAAGGGCAAGUUGCAUCCUCACCAUCAGCAAACCAGCAAGCACUGAGAGAAGUGAGCGUGGUAUCAAGCCAGGGCCCGAAAGCGGCGAGGAGCUCGGAGCUGGCGCCUGGCAGCGGGCGCCCCGCUUGCAGCGCUCCUCAGCCGUUCCCUGCAGCCCCCGCCGGCGGCGGCACCGCGGCGCCCCCUGCCGCCCUGCCGCGGGGCGGCACUCCGGGUCCGGGCCCGAGCCCGGGCCAGCCCGGACCCGGCUGCAGCCACGACCAGCAGCUCAGACUCUUGCUCAGCCAGCCUAUUCAGCCCAUGAUGCCAGGGUCCUGUAAUGCAAGACACCCUUCAGACCUCAGCAUGACAGGAUCCCAGGCUAAGUAUUCUCAAACCCAACAAAUGUUUCAAAGUUUGGAAGUGCAGACUUCCAGCAGCAGCUCUCCAAUCAUACUGAUGGGACAAGCAGUGUUAAACCAAGGGUUUGCCACUACACCUCGUUCCCAGCCAUCCUCUCUGCCACCUAUGCAACUCCAGCACCAACAGCAUCAGCAACAACACUACCUGCAGGCAAAGAAGAUAAAACUGGAGCACACUGCCUGGAAGAACUAGGUGAAUUGAAGAUGUAAAAAUACUUAUUUUUUGACCUAAUUCAACACAUACUAAAGUAAAGGGGAAGGGAGGAAAUGAGGCAUUUCUAUAUUGCUCAAAAGGAGCUGAACUGAGUCUGUAAAACCUGAUCACAUAUCCACUGGCAUCACCGAAAGAGUAUCAUCAACCUCAAAUGGCUAAACUCUUGUUACUGACAUGAGACAUAGCUGAGAAUUACUGAGAAAACUAUGGCAGAUACUGUUCCCAGUAAAAGCAUCUGCAAAAUCCACAUCAGCUUCACCACUGUAAGGUCAUGCCCUACUGUAAACUCACAAAAAGGAAGGGCUAGGAAGGAUGGCAUGAGGUACACUAGGAUCCUCUGUUUCAUUUCUAUGUCCAUCCAUGUAAUUUCUGAUAUGUU
Messenger RNA from Dryobates pubescens (Downy woodpecker), 3425 nucleotides. It is a transcript of the gene NPAS2, whose product is annotated as neuronal PAS domain protein 2. The record is from RefSeq and is a predicted model, not a curated record. Gene Ontology annotation, biological process: regulation of transcription by RNA polymerase II; circadian regulation of gene expression. Gene Ontology annotation, molecular function: protein dimerization activity; RNA polymerase II cis-regulatory region sequence-specific DNA binding; DNA-binding transcription factor activity, RNA polymerase II-specific. Gene Ontology annotation, cellular component: cytoplasm; CLOCK-BMAL transcription complex; nucleus. Bases 308 to 3025 code for a protein of 905 amino acids. The transcript has 21 exons. NCBI's taxonomy places the organism in Eukaryota, Metazoa, Chordata, Aves, Piciformes, Picidae.